UCACGAAGAGGAGGAGUCGAGGCCCCACACGAUGCCAUCAAGUUUGGAACAUGCGUGAAGGGAACGCAUUUUUAUUACCACCAACAAUCUAGGGCAGCCCGUUAAUGAAAAUGUUAGCAAGCUGACAAACUUUUUGGGGACAAUAGCACGUAAUGGGGAUUACGCAGCCCUUACAUAUUCUAAUUGGAGGGUAGUACCAAACGAGAAGAAGGAUGAUAUGUACGAACUUGUCAUGUCCAAGUUUCAGUUUGACAAAGAGAUUAAAUCUUGGGUGUUGAUGUCGAUUGGAAAAAAAUGGAGGGACUGGAAGUGCGAACUGAAGAAAUUCCACUACUCGCCUCAUGAUAAUGAUGAGGCAUGGCUAGCAGACCUCAAUGAGCGUGUCCAUAUAGAUCAGUGGAAGGCCCUCAUUGAGUUUUGGAACUCUGAAGAGGGAAAGGCCCGUAAUAAGAUAAAUACGGAAAAUCGGAGAAAACAACGCAUUGGCCACGCUGCAGGCACGAAGAGCUUUGCGCGAAUACAUGAAGAAGAGAGAAAUAAGAGGGCUAAUGGGGAGGAUUUGACCCGAGUAGAUAUGUUCUUAUUGACUCAUAGACGCAAGAAUGGGAUGCCUGUGGAUGAGGCCUCAGCAAGAGCAAUGGAACAAUUAAAUGAACGAACUUUGCAGCAGCCAGAGGCUUCACAUAACAGCACUGCGAGGAAAGAUAUAUUCUCGUUAGGUCCCUCUCCUUCUGAUAUAUGGGGCACAACAUCCCACAGUGUCCAGUCCCAAGGGAUGACCUCCGAUGCUCAGAAGAUAGAUGAACAAUAUGAGGAAUUGCAUGCUGAAAUAUCUUCCCUAAGAGAAACUAUGGCUGAUAGAGAUGCUCAAAUAUCUUCACUAAGAGAAACUAUGGCUGAUAGAGAUGUUCAAAUAUCUUCACUGAGAGAAACUAUGACAACAUUGAUGGCUGCCAUAAUGAAUCCAAGCAUUAAUCUAGCUACAUUAUUAGGUGUUUCAGCUAAUCCCAACUUGAACCAACCCUCCUCAUCAUCAAGCCACUUGGUUCCAACCCCUCAGAGAGACUUGGCGAAUAAGGGGAAUUCUACAAGCUGCACUAAUGUGACUCAAGUUCUUCUUAAGAGUAUUGUAAGGCAUGGGGAUACUGUAGCUAAAGGAACCAUUUUGAGCACGGAUCCAUUAACAAAAGUAGGGGGUGGCAAUGGUACGUGA
Molecule: messenger RNA, 1213 nt
Organism: Magnolia sinica
Lineage: Eukaryota; Viridiplantae; Streptophyta; Magnoliopsida; Magnoliales; Magnoliaceae
Exons: 7
Coding region: 218-1213 (331 amino acids)
Source: RefSeq, a predicted model, not a curated record